AUGGCUUGGCAAGAUAUCGCAAGAGCGAAAAGGGAAGCGGUUGAUUCGGGGAUUCCAAGGAAAUGGAGGUUGGAAGAUAUCCCUAGUGUUGACGAGGUUAGAAGUGUCAUUGUGUAUAUUGAGGAGAAGCUUAAUGAGAAGGAGGUAGAAAUAACCAACAGCACUGUAGUUGAAUUGGCUGAAAAGAUCUCCCGGGGAGAACUUUCAGCAAUUGAAGUGACCAAGGCAUUCUGUCAUAGAGCUGCAUUGACUCACCAGCUUACAACUUGUUGUAGUGAGAUUUUUUUUGAAAGAGCUUAUAAGAAGGCUGAAGAACUAGAUGAGUACUUCAAAAAGAAUGGGAAGACUGUAGGACCACUUCAUGGGGUGCCCAUCUCCCUCAAGGACCAGGUGAACUUAGAAGGAAUUGAUUCAGCUCUUGGAUAUGUAUCCCUCGUAAAUAAACCUAAAACCAAAGAUGAAGUUUCCAACAUUGCCAAGAUCUUGGAAGAUGCUGGUGCAGUAUUUUAUGUCAAGACCACCACUCCUACUUCAAUGAUGGCUGCAAGCACGUCAUCAAAUAUUUAUGGCUAUACUCUUAAUUCUUUCAAUAGAAAUCUCUCUUGUGGCGGGUCCUCAGGAGGAGAAGGUGCAUUGGUUGGAGCUCGAGGCUCACCUCUUGGAUUUGGAACUGACAUUGGUGGCAGUAUCAGAAUCCCAAGUACAUUCCAAGGGUUAUACGGCUUACGAGGAAGCUCCAAUCGUAUUCCGUAUUGUAAAGUAUCCAAUUCCUACGCCCACGCACCAGUUCUUGCUUCUGUCAUUGGUCCCAUGGCGUGGGAUUUGAAUGAUUUGAAACUCGUCACCAAAUUGAUUAUUGACUCUAAACCUUGGAUUCACGACCCUAAAGUCCCACCAAUUCCUUGGAGGGAAGUUACAGAUUAUCCCAAAAAAUUAAGCUUUGGGAUAAUUCUUAACAAUGGAGAGACAAAGCAUCACCCACCAAUUGAAAGAGCAUUACAAAUGGCUAAGAAUGCAUUAAUUGCACAGGGUCACGAGGUGAUCGAAUGGAAACCUCCCGUGUCUCUUAUUGAGUGUAGCAAGUUGGCAUCGACUAUUUUUGGGGCAGAUGGAUACCAGGAGGUUCUUGAUGAAUGUGCCAAGUCUGGAGAGCCGCUAGUAAAGGAAGUGUUAAGUGGAGAUGACCGCCCAAAGGGCAUCUCUCAUAUUCACGAGUAUUGGGAAAUGGCAAAGCUUAAGUACGAAUACCAACACAAAGUAGAUGAAUAUUGGUUAUCAACAGCUUUGCAAACAUCGACUGGGAGACCAGUCGAUGGGAUCAUUUCGCCUGUAUGGGAGUCAUGCUCUUUCAGACCACCAGAUAAUGAUCUUUGUAGUCUUUCCUACACUUCAAGUUUCAAUGUUUUAGAUUAUAGUUCGGUUACCACGCCAGUUACAUUGGCAGACAAAGAGAUUGAUCUACAGGAUGAUGUUUACAAACCGAUGAAUGCGUAUGAUAAGGCACUUCAAGAGUAUUAUGACCCAGAGCUUUACCACGGCACACCAGCCGGAGUUCAAGUGGUAACCCCUAGAUAUGAAGAAGAGAAAGCUAUUUACCUUGCGGGGGUAUUAAGAGAUUCACUUCGAGUAUAA
This is a messenger RNA of [Candida] anglica, 1632 nucleotides long. The record is from the annotation of a GenBank genome assembly. NCBI's taxonomy places the organism in Eukaryota, Fungi, Ascomycota, Pichiomycetes, Serinales, Debaryomycetaceae.